AUGUCUAUUGUCGCUGCAUAUGAUGCUGGCACCAUUGAAAGAAUGGUUGACGAUUAUUUCAGUGACAGCAUCCAAAUAGAUGGUUACAGUACACUAAGGCUUUGCAGUUGUAAUUUGUACACAAAGCAUGGUAAUAAUGUUUGCUCCACUUUUUCAACAGUCCGACAGACCAGCCGGCCAGACAGGCCUCAGACAACUCAGGAUGAUGCUGGGAUUGCAGGUUCUGCUUCUGUAAGCCGACCUCCUGUAAGGCGCCCAUCACAGGGCUCGGGCCACUUACCCAGGAGGCCAAGUAAGACACGGCGUCUUGGCACGGACUCUGCGGCUCCAUCUUCCCCACCCAGGCGGCGCAUUUCUGCAGUGUCACCCCAGCCACCACUGGCACUAUUGGCGAGUCCACAGAGUGAUGAGCCCCGAUCACCUCAGUUAUCUGAGCCCAGCUUGAUGGCCAACGUGGACCAGCAGGGACAAGACCAACAGGCAACCAUCACACUGCAACUUACACCUGUUGACCCGAGCCAGCCAAUACAGCUGCAGGAUAUCCCCCAAGCCUCCAUGAGUCCACAACUGGCACAAGCUCCACCCCAAACACAAAUACCAGAUGACUUUUGGGCCAGUUGGACAAGCCAACAGGCCCAAAGCAAUGCCAGCCUGACCGCACAUACCCAACACCUUGCCAGUCUGCCCCAUCAUCUACCGCGCAUUAGUCGCAACUCGGGCAGACUGAUUGUACAAGUAGGCCGAAUCGCAACAUCGAUGGAGCAAAUAAGGGCUGACAACAACCAAAUGCUGGCUCAUUUAACAGGUGAUGACAGUUAA
Molecule: messenger RNA, 819 nt
Organism: Pseudophryne corroboree (corroboree frog)
Lineage: Eukaryota; Metazoa; Chordata; Amphibia; Anura; Myobatrachidae
Exons: 5
Coding region: 1-819 (272 amino acids)
Source: RefSeq, a predicted model, not a curated record